Molecule: messenger RNA, 2127 nt
Organism: Miniopterus natalensis
Lineage: Eukaryota; Metazoa; Chordata; Mammalia; Chiroptera; Miniopteridae
Gene: LTF
Product: lactotransferrin
Biological process (GO): iron ion transport; antibacterial humoral response
Cellular component (GO): early endosome; plasma membrane; recycling endosome
Source: RefSeq, a predicted model, not a curated record
AUGAAGCUCAUCUUCCCCACCCUGCUGACCCUCCUGGCCCUUGGGCUGUGCCUGGCUGCCCGGAGGAAGAGCGUUCGGUGGUGCACCAUAUCACAAGCAGAGGCUGCGAAAUGCUCGAAACUCCAGCAGAACCUGAGAAAACAGCCCGGCCCUCGUGUCUCCUGCGUUAAGAAAACCUCCUACACAGAAUGCAUCCAGGCCAUCGCGGCGAAGAAGGCGGACGCCGUGACCCUCGACGGCGGGCUGGUGCUGGAGGCAGGCCUGGAGCCCUAUAAACUGCGGCCCGUGGCAGCGGAGGUCUACGGAACCGAAACAGACCCCCAGACCCAGUACUACGCCGUGGCCAUAGCGAGGAAGGGCAGCGGCCUUCAGCUGAGCCAGCUGCGCGGCGUGAAGUCCUGUCACACCGGCUUGAACAGGUCCGCGGGGUGGAACAUCCCCAUGGGCACACUCCGUCCCUACCUGAACUGGACAGGGCCACCCGAGCCCCUUCAGCAAGCUGCGGCCAGCUUCUUCUCCUCGAGCUGUGUUCCCUGCGCGGAUGGGAAACAGUACCCCAACCUGUGUCGCCUGUGUGCGGGGACAGGGGAAAACAAAUGCGCCUGCUCCUCCCAGGAACCGUACUUUGGCUACUCGGGUGCCUUCAAGUGUCUGAAAGACAGAGCUGGAGACGUGGCUUUUGUCAAGGACAGCACAGUGUUCGAGAACCUGCCAGACAAGGCUGAGAGAGACCUGUAUGAGCUGCUCUGCCUAGACGAUACUCGGAGGCCAGUGGAUGAGUACAGGGACUGCCACCUGGCCCGGGUCGCGUCGCAUGCUGUUGUGGCCCGAAGUGUGGGUGGCGAGGAGGACUUGAUCUGGGCGCUUCUCCGCCAGGCACAGGAGAAGUUUGGGAAAGGCAAGUCACCAGCAUUCCAGCUCUUUGGCUCCCCUCCGGGGCAGAAGGACCUGAUGUUCAAAGAUAAUGCCCUAGGGUUUUUGAGGAUCCCCUCGAAGAUAGAUGCCGGCCUGUACCUUGGUUCCAGCUACGUCACUGCCAUCAAGAGCCUGAAGGAAACGACGGCCGAGGUGGAGGCGAGGCGCACGCGGGUCGUGUGGUGCGCGGUGGGCCCCGCGGAGCUGCGCAAGUGCCAGCAAUGGAGCAGCCAGAGCCCCGGGAGAGUGGCCUGUGCCAGUGCCACCACCACCGAGGACUGCAUCGCCCUGGUCCUGAAAGGAGAAGCUGAUGCCAUGAGUUUGGACGGAGGGUCUAUCUACAUUGCGGGCAAAUGUGGUCUGGUGCCUGUCCUGGCAGAGAGCCAAAAAUCUGAAGAAAGCAGCAACCGGGACUGUGUGAACAGACCAGUGGAAGGGUAUCGGGCCGUGGCGGUUGUCAAGAAAUCAAACACUGGCUUCAACUGGAAUUCUCUGCGAGGCAAGAAGUCCUGCCACACGGCUGUGGACAGGACCGCAGGCUGGAACAUCCCCAUGGGGCUGCUUUUCAACCAGACAGGCUCCUGCAGGUUUGGUGAGUUCUUCAGCCAGAGCUGUGCCCCCGGGUCAGACCCGAACUCCAAUCUCUGCGCCCUGUGUGUUGGCAACGACGCGGGCAAGAACAAGUGUGUCCCCAACAGCAAUGAGCGAUACUAUGGCUACACUGGGGCUUUCAGGUGCUUGGCUGAGAACGCCGGAGAUGUCGCCUUUGUGAAAGAUGCCACCGUCCUGGAGAACACGAAUGGAAAAGGCACUGAAGAGUGGGCUAAGGCCUUGAAGCUGGAGGACUUCGAGCUGUUGUGCCUUGAUGGCACCCGGAAGCCUGUGACUGAGGCUAAGAGCUGCCACCUGGCCCAGGCCCCGAAUCACGCUGUGGUGUCGCGGCCGGAUAAGGUAGAACACCUGGAGCAGGUGCUGCUCGACCAGCAGGCUAAGUUUGGAAAAAACGGACGCGACUGCCCCAGAACAUUUUGCCUGUUCCAGUCGGAAACCAAAAACCUUCUGUUCAAUGACAACACCGAGUGUCUGGCCAAACUCCAGGGCAAAACCACGUAUGAGAAAUACUUGGGAGCAGAGUAUGUCGCGGCUGUCGCUAACCUGAGACGGUGCUCCACCUCCCCACUUCUGGAAGCCUGUGCCUUCCUGAGGCGGUAA